This is a messenger RNA of Lolium rigidum, 2478 nucleotides long. RefSeq names its product elongation factor 2-like. Bases 1 to 2478 code for a protein of 825 amino acids. Gene Ontology annotation, molecular function: ribosome binding; GTPase activity; translation elongation factor activity. The record is from RefSeq and is a predicted model, not a curated record. Gene Ontology annotation, cellular component: ribonucleoprotein complex; cytosol. The transcript has 2 exons. Gene Ontology annotation, biological process: translational elongation. NCBI's taxonomy places the organism in Eukaryota, Viridiplantae, Streptophyta, Magnoliopsida, Poales, Poaceae.
AUGGUCGAUUUCACAGCAGCAGAGCUCCGAGAAAUGAUGGACAGGAAGAGUAACAUACGUAACAUCUCUGUUAUUGGUCAUCAGGGCCAUGGCAAGUCUAUGCUUACAAAUUCUCUUGUGGCAGCUGCUGGGACUAUGACACAGGAAGGUGCUGUUAAACUAGACCCUGAUAUUUCUAUCAGAUCCACUGGGUUCUCACUUUUGUACGAGAUGGACAGUCAUUCGCUGGAGAGAUACAAAGGUGAUAGGAAUGGGAAUAGAUACCUGAUCAACGUUGUUGAUUCACCUGGGCAUGCUGAUUUCUCUGCGGAAGCCACAGCUGCUCUUCGUAUUACUGAUGGCACUCUUCUGGUAGUUGAUUCGUCUGAGGGUAUUUGUGUCCAAACUGAAACUGUGCUCCGGCAAGCCAUUAGUGAGAGGGUUAGGCCUGUUCUUUGUCUGAACAUGAUGGACAAGCUAUUCACUGGGAUUCAAGAUGGAGCUGUGAAACUUGAAUUUACUGGUGAACAAGUCUAUAAGAUUCUGUCCAAUGUUAUUGAGAAUUCAAAUGCCAUUAUAACAGCAUGUCAAUCUAGAGGCCGAGUCAACCCUGAGAAUGGAACGGUAGCCUUUUCCUCUGGUUUGCAUGGAUGGGCAUUUACUCUCACUGGCUUUGCUAGGAAGUAUUCCUCGAUAUGUGGACUAGAUGAGUCUAAGUUUGCGAAGAAACUCUGGGGCGAUUGUUUUUACGACUCUGGCCUAAAUAAAUGGUUCGACAACCACAAUGGCUCCAAUUCAUGUGAUAGAGGCUUUGUUAAAUUUUGCUAUAAUCCAAUCAAAAAAAUCAUGAAUGCCUACAUGCAGGAGGACAAGAGUGAACUGUGGGAUCUGUGCGGGCAGCUUGGUGUAAGCUUGAGUGAUGAACAGAAGACACUAGUGGGCGAUGAUCUUCUCAAGUGUAUCAUGCAAUCCUGGCUGCCAGCCAGUACUGGACUUUUUGAGAUGAUGAUAUGGCACCUUCCGUCUCCUUUAAAAGCACAGCAGUAUCGUGUUGAGAACCUGUAUGGGGGACCAGUUAAUGACCCAUAUGCAGAAGCUAUUAGAAGGUGUGAUCCGGAAGGUCCUCUUAUGCUUUAUGUUUCCAAGAUGAUUCCAACAUCUGAUGCAGGCGGAUUCUUCGCGUUUGGUCGGAUCUUUUCAGGUCGAAUUGCAACUGGAAAGAAGGUACGGAUCAUGGGGCCUUCCUAUGUUCCUGGCAAGAAAAAUAACUUCCAUGAGAAACAUGUUCAGCGUACUGUUGUAUGGAUGGGAAAGAAUCAACACGGAAUUGAUGAUGUUCCUUGUGGUACCACUAUUGGAUUAAUUGGUCUUAGUGAGUGCAUAACGAAAAGUGCAACAGUGACAGACAAGAUGGAGGUUCAAGCAUGGCCUAUCAGAGGAAUGAAGUUAUCUAUACCUCACAUUCUGUCUGUUCAAGUUAAGUGCAAGGUUCCCGCAAGUACUGGCCUACUCCUUGAUGGUUUGAAGCGUUUGACAAAGUGCGACCUUGCUGUUCUAUAUAGCACUGAAGGUGGUUCAAGUGGCUUCACGGUUGCUGGAGUAGGGGAGUUCCAUCUUGAAGUUUGCUUGAAUGAUCUUAAAGGAAUAAUGAAAGGCGUGGAAUUUGUUGUAUCCAAUCCCAUAGUUUCUUACCGUGAAACUGUUCUUGAGAAGUCUGGCACCCCUGUGGAGACGUUCUCCCGGAACAAAUUCAACAGCAUUUCCAUGGUUGCUCGCCCCUUGCCUGAUAAGUUGGUUGAUGCCAUUGAGGAUGGUCUGUUGAGUCCGUAUACUGAUGAUGCGGUGCGCUCUCAAAUGCUCAGAAAGUGUGGUUUGGACGAGAAUCGGAUAUGGUGUUAUGGACCUAAGGCCAUCGGCCCAAACAUGGUUGUUGAUACGUGCAAGACACAGUGUACGGAAUCACUGAAAAAAUCAGUCGUGGCUGUCUUCCAGUUGGCAUCAAAAGAAGGUGCCCUGGCAAAAGAAAACAUGCGUGGAAUUUGCUUUGAGGUGCAUGAGGUUAAAAUUGACACCAAGGAUCCUUUGAGGUCCAAAGCUGCGCAACUUGAAAACAUGUUUCAGAAAGCCUUUUUGGACUCUCAACUCGCUGCGAACCCAAGGCUUCUGGAGCCUGUUUAUAUUCUGACGAUCCAGUGCCCAGAGAGUGCCCUCCACGCUGUCAAUGGCAUUCUAAACCAGAGGGGAGCGUACCAGUGUGAGCACUUUGCCGUAGAAGAGACGUUCUUGUUCAAUCUUAGGGCUUAUGUUUCCGUAUGCGAUUCGUUUGGUCUUGCCAAUGCAAUCAGAGUUGCAACAUCUGGGCAGGCCAAGCUGCAAUUCGUAUAUGGUUACUGGGAUGACAUGUCUUGCAGCCCUAUGCAGAAAAGUACUCCGGCUGGGAAAAGGGUGGUGGAGAUCCGGGAGAGGAAGAAGAUGGAGAAACCCUCCUUCCAGAAGUAG